AUGGAUGAGAGAAGAUCCUGCAGUCCUCGCCCAGAUACUCAUGCGCCCAUUUUCACGAACUCAUUCGAGGCCUUUGCGGACCAAGGACCACUCACCGUCGACCAGCUCGACACUUCCUUACUCGACAGCUUUGAAGCUAGCGGGCAACACUUAGAAUCAUGGGAAGUCUUCAUAGACUUGGAACAGCUUGAUAAUCAGGCUUCGACCUUCAACUGGAAUGCUGUUCCGGAAGCACUAGACGGACUACUCCCUUUGGCUGAGUCUGAGCCUGUGGAGACUCUGUAUGCAGCUGAUAGUCAUCACACUGCCGCGCCGCAGCCUACACAGUUACAGACGGCUAUUUCGCCAGACUGGAACGCCGAGCCUUCGACGUCGUUCUACUUGGACCAGGAUUUUCUCCAGUGGGUCGAUGGGGCUUAUCGCCCGCCGGCGCCUUGUUCCUAUUGCCGCUACCACCGCUUACAAUGUCUCAUCAUUCGUACCACGCAGGUGAAUCCUAAUCCAGUGACUGCGUGCUCGAGCUGUGUUGCGCUCUUCAGGGAGUGCAGCUUGGCGAUUGGGGAGAAGAGGAAAGCUUCGGAGUUUGAGACUAAUCAGCCUAUCAUCGGACACUUGCACGGUGUCAAUGAGGAGUGCCAGGAUGGGCUUGAGCUAUUGAGUUAUCCAGACUGGCAGGCCGAAGCCGGUGCGGGUGCGGGUGCUGGUGCGGGUGCUGAGAGCUCUUUUGUUCAGGGCGAGAAGAAAGAGGGAGAGCCUGUUGUGAAGGUCACGGCGGUCAAGAGCAAGAGGUCGAUUUCAAAACAGGACAUUCGAGUUCUCAAGGCUUGGUUGUCUGAGCACCGGCACUCGCCGUACCCUUCCGAGGAUGAGAAGCUGGAGUUGAGAGCGACUACUGGACUCACGAUAUUGCAGAUAUCAAACUGGUUCGCUAAUGCCAGGAGACGGCAACGCCAGAUACAGAGUGUUCCCAUACCACCUGGGCGUGGUAAAUUGAAUAGCGGGAUUCGAGAGGACCAGUCAGAUUUCAGCCCCAUAUCGAGAUGGAAGAAUUCGCCGCCUGAAGACAAUCCCGUCGAUCCUGCGGCUCUGGCCAAGGCGAUUGCUGCUUCCAAGAACGGGUCAAGUGCGUGGGCUGGUAUAUCACCGACCGACGGCACUGUAGCCUACCCGCAGCACAGGUCCUUUGAUAACCGCUCGAGUCGCGAAACAAGUUUGUCCGCCUCAGACUCGUCGAACUCGGCAUGGUCUCACAGCUCCUGGGCAUCUCACCGGUCCUUCACGUCACCGAGCCGCCCCAAGCGUCGCCGUCAACAGAAGCAAAACAUGCUAGAGAAAGCAGAAAAUAAAUUCUCGUUAACCUUCCACUGCACCUUCUGUCCUGUUUCCUUCAAGAAAAGGCAUGACUGGCAACGCCACGAGAAAUCAAUCCAUCUCUCCCUGGAACACUGGAUCUGCUGUUCCGGUGACGGCACCAUCCCCAUCCCCCACACCACGGCCAAACAAUGCAUCUUCUGCAGCGCCUCUGACCCGACCGAAGGCCACCUCAUCAGCCACGAAUUCAAUACCUGCUCCGACCGUCCCGUGGCGGAACGAACUUUCAAGCGCAAAGACCACUUGCGUCAACACCUUAUCAAGUUCCACGGGCUAUCCAAACCAUCCCCGAGUGUUUUUGCGCUUUGGAAGGUGGAGUGGGGUGACUUGAAGAGCAGGUGUGGUUUCUGCGACGAGUGGCUUGGUACUUGGGAGGCGCGGGUUGAACAUCUGGCAGGCCAUUUUAAGGAUGGGGCGGUGAUGAAUGAGUGGGUUGGUGAUUGGGGGUUUGAUGCGGACGUUUUGGGUUUACUGCAGGGUGCCGAGCUGCCUGAGUCCAAGGGGGUGGGGGAGGGGGAGGCAGUAUUUAUCAUGGAAGAAGCUGAGGAGGAAGCCCAGCCUGUCUUCUGCUGGACUCGGCUCGGCUCGGCUGGAACGGAUGAAGUCGUCUCGGUUGAGUUGAGCCUGUUGGAAAGGGCGACAUUUUCCCGAAGACAGACAUUCACCAAGACGGCCGGGGAGAGGCUGGAUGACUGGAUGGAGGGGGUGCUGCGGGCUAUGCUCGAGAACUUGAGCGUUGGCCGCCAACGCGCAGCCCAGCAGGUUGUCAAUUUAGAAAGUCAACCAUCGCACGACGACCAAGGAACAGGGACUUCUCGACCCGGCCUCGGUGUGUUCCGUUGUGCUGUUUCCCUGGGCCACGCCAGUCAAUCCCCGUUUCAGCAAAACUUUCCCAGUCCUUUCCCAUCUACCAAUUGCACAUAUCCCUUCAUGCCGCUCAAGUAA
Molecule: messenger RNA, 2316 nt
Organism: Drepanopeziza brunnea f. sp. 'multigermtubi' MB_m1
Lineage: Eukaryota; Fungi; Ascomycota; Leotiomycetes; Helotiales; Drepanopezizaceae
Biological process (GO): regulation of transcription by RNA polymerase II
Molecular function (GO): DNA-binding transcription factor activity, RNA polymerase II-specific; RNA polymerase II cis-regulatory region sequence-specific DNA binding
Source: RefSeq, a predicted model, not a curated record